This is a messenger RNA of Bolinopsis microptera, 3933 nucleotides long. RefSeq names its product rap guanine nucleotide exchange factor 4-like. Gene Ontology annotation, biological process: positive regulation of GTPase activity; Ras protein signal transduction. Gene Ontology annotation, cellular component: plasma membrane. The record is from RefSeq and is a predicted model, not a curated record. The transcript has 29 exons. Bases 1 to 2991 code for a protein of 996 amino acids. Gene Ontology annotation, molecular function: guanyl-nucleotide exchange factor activity. NCBI's taxonomy places the organism in Eukaryota, Metazoa, Ctenophora, Tentaculata, Lobata, Bolinopsidae.
AUGGUGGCGGAGUGGAUAUCUUGUCUUGAUAAGAGACCCAGUGAUAGAUCCGGUGAAGAACUUGAUAUUAUCUACUCUCGCUUGAAGGAUGUUAAAGCUUUUGAAACGUUUGAUCCCACGCUACUGCAACAGAUUUGUUACUACGGUUACUAUGAAGAUUUAGAAAAGGGCAUAACACUGUAUCGACAAGCAGAUACAGGUAGAAACUGGUACGCAGUCCUUAGUGGGUCCUUGGAUGUUAACGUGUCUGAUCUUUUGGAAGACAAGAAUGCUGUUACAGUCUGUACGCUAGGUGUUGGGGCGGCGUUUGGAGAAUCAGUCCUGGACAAUUCUCCCCGUCGAGCCACUGUGAUCACGUGCGAGUACACGGAACUUCUGAGAGUUGAAAGAAAUGAUUUGCUCAAGGUUUGGAAGAGUAACAGUGAACUUAUGUCCAGACUCUUCAGCUCCAGCAUAAAACCACCCUCCCCUGUUGCUUCCCCUUCAGCUACGUUACCUAGCAAUCCUUUGUCUCUUAAUAGCAAGAAUCUGAGUGAUAAGAUAACGUUUAUCGGGCAGCAGAUAAGAGCGGGUCUACUCACUAACUUUCCCGGUAUCAUCGCCGACAGACAGAUCAGCUUGAGGACCUACAGAAGAUGCUGUAUUGGCUCACAGCUAGUGGAUUGGAUAAUCCAGGAGUGUAACUUGGUACACAGCAGACAGCAGGGAGUGGGAAUGUGGCAGGUCCUCUUAGAGGAGGGAGUUCUUAAACAUGUGUGUAACGAGUACAACUUCGAGGACAAGAACCUCUUUUACCGAUUUAAAGAGGACGACUGUGGUUCGGAACAGGGCCCACCCGGGGCCAGCGUACCUUUAGCUGAUUCCGUGCUCCUACAAGAGUGUUUCACCACAUUGGCUAAGAUGGGACCUGACGCUCUCAUGAGACUCAUGCUCAGAAAACCGCCAAAAGAGCGGACAGCAGAAGACUUGGACUACAUCUACGAGGAACUGCUCCACAUAAAGGCUCUGUCACAUCUCUCCAAUUCUGUUAAACGCGAACUUGCCUCCUGCAUCCAGUUCGAGAGUCGUGAGGGAGCUGGGACCGUUUUGAUAAAACAAGGUGACGAGGGAAAGAGCUGGUAUAUCAUACUCAAAGGAUCCGUCAAUGUCACCAUAUUUGGCAAGGGUGUCGUUGGACAGCUGCACGAAGGAGAUGACUUUGGUAAACUUGCUCUCGUUAACGACGCUCCACGUGCAGCCAGCAUUAUUCUCAGGGACGAGCGGUGUCACUUCUUGAGGGUCGACAAGGAGGAUUUUAACCGGAUCUUGCGGGACGUUGAAGCAAAGACUGAGAGACUAAAAGAAAAUGGGAAAGAUGUCCUGGUGCUUGAAAAGCUGAGUCGUUCAGAUGGAUCUCAAAGCAACAAGUACACCAUAAUGGCGGGAACGCCCGAGAAGAUGGUAGAGUACAUCAUGGACAGCUGUGUGGAUUGUCGGGAUGACGACGAUCAUGACUAUUUCAUGGAGGACUUCUUCCUGACAUUCAAUGUGUUUAUGACAGUCGACAGGCUCUGUUCACUUCUCAUGUCCUAUUUCAACGAGACUGUCAAGACAGAGGACCGGUUUAACGGGGAUGAUGGAUGUUUGGAUUUGAAAGCUACCGAGCAGAAGAAAAUCAGGGUAGUGAGAACGGUAUUGAGGUGGGUGGAACUCAUCCCGCAGAAAAUGGGCGAAGAAAAUGAGCUGCUCCCGCUUAUUGGGAAGUUGAGGUCUGCCCUUCAUUCGGAUGGAAUGUUGAGUCUUCUGGCCCAAUUUGAGAGGGGCCUAGAGAACUCUGACAACUUGCUCCUUCACAAAAACACCACCAGGAAGGCGAGGAUCAGCUCCACCAGUAGACAGCGUAUCUCAAGACCCACUCUUGAUGACAGUGAAGAGAACAGGACUUUGAAGCGGGAACCACUGUGUCCCAACACUGAUGUCAAGUUUAAAGUAUACUAUCCUGACCGCAGUUACUGCACUCUGAAACUUGGACUUGGAUCGUCAGUUUCUGAAAUAGCAAAAGAAGCAUCAGAGAAACUGUCAGUUAAUCCUGAGGAUUGUGUGAUAUUUGAAAUGAAGAGUACGGGAGAAAAGGUUAUCUUUAAGGAGAGUGAUACUUGUAUUAUCACUACUAUUAGUCACAAUGGCAGACUGUUCGCAGCCCCAAAAGGAGGGAUUGAGAAGUUGAAGCCUCUACAAGAGCAGGAGGGGCCUAAUUCAAGUAGUUUUAACGACUUGGAGAUCAUGAGUUCCAGAGAGCUCGCUUUACAGAUGACGCUGUACGAUUUUGAGUUGUUCAACUGCGUUUUUGAGGGCGAGUUUGUCUUUAGUGUCUUCAAGAAGAAUCAUUUCCCUGGAAAGAUAGUCGGCAAUCUUGACUGUUUUCUUGCAAGGUUCAAUGAGGUGCAGCAUUGGGUCAUAUCUGAGAUAUGUCUCACUCCACUACUGAGUAAACGAGUUCACAUUCUUCGCAAGUUUAUCAAAAUCGCUCAGCACUGCAGAGAUUUCCAGAACAUGAUGGCGUUCUUUGGAAUAAUCAUGGGUUUGUCGAACAUAGCCAUCAGCAGACUAAGCCAAACGUGGGAGAAACUACCGAGCAAAUUUAAGAAACUGUUCAAAGAGUUCGAGACGUUGCUCGAUCCAACGAGGAAUCACAGGACUUACAGACUUGCUGUGUCAAAACAAGAAUCACCCUUUAUACCCUUCAUGCCCCUACUUAUGAAAGAUAUGACGUUUAUAUUCGAAGGAAACAAAACGAUUAUCGACGGACUGAUAAACUUUGAGAAAAUGCACAUGAUCGCAAACACGAUACGAUAUAUCAGAUGUGCGAGAAAAGAAGUGUUUUUCGGAGAUAACCUCCCACUUGUUAAGAACAGGGCCGACAUCAGACAAUACGUGCGGAAUUUACAUGUCAUCGACAAUCAGCGGACGCUAAGUCAAUUAUCGCACAGAUUAGAGAAAAGAGCUGAAUGAAGCUAAUAAACGGAACUUUUCAGAGUACAGUAUAAUUCAGAUAAGUUUGUUGAUUAUUAUGCAUUAUUAUGAAGAAUGGUUGUCCAAAUUUUUUACAUCAUUAUCACUACGUCAUAUAUUAAGAUCAUUUAAAUACUAUUAACGCGAGUUUCUUGAGUAUGUAAUUAAUUAAAUACUUAUACUGUAAUAUACAAUAUACAGUAGACGGACUGGUAUCAGAGGAAACUUGUUAAAUUAUAACUUAUAAUUAUAGUAAAUCUUUAUGAGAGUGAUGCUGUAAUAAUAAUUAAAUAUUAUGUUUACUAUAAUAUUACAGAUAUCAUGGUAGUCUCCACUGUCCAUGUACGAUUCAAUUUAUUAUAAUUAUAAACUAUUUAAUCAUUGGCUAAAUCAAUUGAGUGACUGAGUGAAAUGUAUUUGAAGGUUUUCUCGGUGGUGUCAAUUAAAUUGUGCAAUACAUUCAGAUUAUCCUUACAAGUUAUCUUAGUUUUAGGCUGAAUCAUUAUUUAAGAGUUUAUUAACAUGAUCUUAACUUUUAUCACACAUUUUUUCGUUUAACUAUUUGAAAAUGAAAUAUGAUUUGAUGACAGUUGGGGAUCGUUCACAAAUUACUAUAUUAAGAACUUGGCAGCAUAGGGAAAGUGGUUUCGAGAAGUGUAAUUUCUACACAAAAGCAAUGAGAAAAGUGGCUUCUGAAGGGAGAGGGGUGCAAAAUUUGACUAAUUCGUAAACGAUCUCUUGAGUCUUGUCAUGAAAUGAUGGUACAAGUUUGUACCGACUGCGAUUAAUAGAAUAGCUUGAAGCGUCGACCAAUCGCAUUCCUAAGUGACUUAGUAAGUCACGUUCACGCGCGAAAACAGACUUGUGCCACCUAUUUCAUUCAAUUAUGGUAUAAAUUCAUUGAUAUUGCCAUUUAUUUAUGUAUCUGAUUAAGUAACUAAA